AUGGCCCGAGUGGUGAGGAGAGCUGCGUCGGCUUCGGCCAGGCGCGCCCCCAGUCGGGCAGUUCACAGGAGAGCUCGAAGGCACAAAGUGAUCAUGGAGUCUGUCACUCAGGAAAAGAAGAAGCUUCGGAGUAUUAUCUCUUUCGAGGCACAAGCACCAAGUGGUUAUACAUUCAUUCCGGCCGGUAAUCCACAUAUCACCACGGCUUGUAAAGAACGAUGUCGAAAGGAAGGCCUCGAUAUUUUUGCCGUCUCGACCACCCCACAUAUGCAUAUACACAAUCUUUCUCAGCAUGUACACCGGAUAGGUUACCAUUUCCCCAGCACCGUGGUCGCUGUCGCCUGCUCGGAGUUGGGUCUGUAUCUUACUAACACGGGGAAGGCGGUUCCCAUUCAUGGGAUUGGGACGACGGAAAACCUCGCACGGGCUAACUCAGAGUCUCAAAUCACAAUCAACACCGAGGCGAGGGACGCUAUUAGGGACCUCUUCCCUAACAUUCCCGACAAGGAUCUGAACCAAAUCAUCAAGACAGCGUUUCAAAAGGGUCAACGGAAAGUUGGGACCGCUUCUGAGUUGCCUCUGGCUCGCAGAGCUCAGCUCGCUGUAGUGGCACACAUCCGUCAUCUCUAUACCGACUACGAUCGUCUUCUCAAGACGACGUCAUUCCAUGAGGCUAGGACCGCAGUCGAACAAACCACCCUAGCCAAGGUAAUUGAAUGGCGAGGAGACGAUGAGAAUGGCCAAACGGUUCUCGAGGACGUCUUCCGCGAGGUGAUUGUCAUAUCCGAUGAUGAGGACAGUGAAACAGAAGAAGACAUGGCCCCGGCAAUAUGUAAUCGGGAACUCAGCGUGGAGGUCCUUUCAAGAAAUGCCCGCGGAGAUGAGAUACAGACUCAGCCGGUGACCAACCUGAAAUCCUUCAUCCAGGAUCCUUCACGAGAAUUAUCCGAGGAGGCACCGCCUGGGUUUCGGUUCGUGCCAAGGAUGCCAGCCAAAAACACCAUCGAUCGCCGAGGAUUUAGCAGAUACCAAGCGUGGAACCGCGCUCUCCAUCGGUAUAGAGCUGGAGCACACGGCGCAGAGCAGUCCAGGUUUGGUAGUACCCUGGCGGAAGACUGCAGUCCGCGGCACGCCACACGACAUGUCGCUGUUCCCAAAUCAACGGAUUCUACUAGGCGUCCACAUGCCGAGGUUUCUCCACGAGUCAUUCCGGGCCCAGCCAAUAUUGACAACCAGGUACAUCGAGUGCUCCCAGUUCCAGUCAUGGAUCGACGGCCCAGCGAGAGGCCUGUAGGUGUCCCGGAGAUCCAUAUUGCUUCGACCGGGCAGCGGAAACUUCCAAAUCAUGGGUUCAAUGCAAGGCCCGGACUAACCACUAUGGAUCCACGUGAGGUACAUUCCGCAGAGGGGGGUCGUACGAAGAACGGAAAUGUCGUUUACUCGCAGGGUCUUCCUUCCACAGAAAAAGGCUUCGAUCCUCGGACUGAAAGACCCCCAGUUUCAUCAGAUGUCAUUGCGAACGCACCUGUGUUCGUGAGCGGACCCAAGGAGCAGUACCGCAGUAAUGAAGGCUCAUGUGGGCACCGACCAGAACCUGUCAUUCCCCAUGCCUCCAGAUCAGGACUGAACCCCCAGGAAUAUGUGUUACCAUCAAUUGAAAAUCCCUGGCCCUCAGAUAACCGGCACGUGGAUGGCCGCUUGGAACAUUUGACCAAGAGAAUGACACUCCGUUCGGUCACUCCAGGCUGUUCCCAAAGAAAUGCCAUCGAGCUAGACAGCCCCAGCGACCAGACUUCCAAAAGAAGACGCUUGGCAUAUCAUGGCGUAGCUCGUCGCGAUACUGGUCCAGAUCCCCGGAGUGCGAGGCCUAUUGGGCUUUCUGUUUCCGAAGGAUUGGAACCACGAGGGCAAUAUCGCCGUGUCCAGUUCGUGCCAGAGCAUCGCCCGCAGGAUGAGGUUGCUUUCCAUCAAGACUAUCCCCCGCCAGGGGAACAGCCUCCUCUCGUAGGAUACCGAGAGAGGAACCCUGAGUUUUGUGCCCUUCCUCCCCUCAUCAAUCUAGAUACCAGGCCAACACUGGAGCGGAAGCGCACCUGCGAUAUACUUGAACAUGUUCCUCAUCCUCACCCCGGGCUUCCUGGAGCCAGCUUCAUGGGCUUGGAAGGUGACCGCGCCUUCAGGGCUGCACCGGAUGUCUCCAAUCCAGGAGGCCGACAUGUUUAUCAUGGUAAUCGUAGUCCCCGUUUGAACGGUGCCUGGCUCGGGAGAGAAGAACCACGAGCCUCUACGUGGCGCAACCACAUUGAUGGUGGCCGCCUGGCAGAUGACCUUCCUCCAAGCAGAAAACUCUAUGCCGAUGGCUUCGUUCGUGCUGUUGGCGCCCGCGAGUCCCGUCCAAUCGAGUACGCUCGACCUUCAAGGCCCGAAGGCCUCCGUGCUGGGGAAAGUCGCGGUCAACCCCGGACUAGGGCCCCUGAUGAACUUCCUUUGGUCCAGCCUUUGUCGGCCCAGCAGGGCCUACUUCCUUUGGGUAUGCGAGGCACUCGCGCCCCUCUGGAUCAUAUCCCCAGUCACCUCGAGGCAGUUCCCGGGAAUCCCCAGCCUGUAUCCACGGCCCCAGUCCAUCGUGAUAGACGUAUGGGCGGGCUCGAACCUCCGUGGCACUUUCACGAUCCUCACCCCCGGCCCGUGGAGCCAAACCGUCCAGUCUACGUGAAACGAGUUGAGCCCCAUCCGCCCUACUCUGUUGCCGACGGAAGGCCUGUCAUUGUUGUCGAUUGA
Molecule: messenger RNA, 2781 nt
Organism: Penicillium alfredii
Lineage: Eukaryota; Fungi; Ascomycota; Eurotiomycetes; Eurotiales; Aspergillaceae
Product: DUF2293 domain-containing protein
Exons: 5
Coding region: 1-2781 (926 amino acids)
Source: RefSeq, a predicted model, not a curated record